GUUGUAGGGGGCAUAAUCUUGUCGAACAAUUGAUAUUUUAAAACAUGUGAAAACUCUAUAACCUACAUUUAAAACCCUAUAAAAUGCUAGGUCUAUUUCUUUUGUGGUAAUACUCGAUGGAUAGUUACUUUUUGUGGAUUGGUAUCUCAUAUUAUUAUCAUGGGCACAUAUAGAAAUUAUAUGAAAUUAUUAGAAUCUUGGCCCCUAGAUAAUUCAAAACCUGGCAGAGACUUAGCUCAACAUAUUCGUGAUCAAUUAAAACUUGCUUUUGCAAAGGGUGAAGCUAGUGAAGUAAACCGUGAACAAUGUGAUCGUUAUUAUAUGAUUUUAAAAAAAAUUUCUACCAAUCAUUAUGGGCAGAUGUAUAAUCGUACGCUUUCAAGCACUGCUACUGGAUUAACAAAAGAUCAGUGUAAUUUAAUGCUUACCCCAGAAGCAUUAGAAUAUUAUUCAGAAGAAAGAAGAAACGUUUUUACGAAUACAUUUUUAAGAUUAUUUAAAAAUGUUGUUAAAAAAUAAGUUGAUAAAUAAUAUAAUUCAUGUACAUAAAUAUUAUAGUACGAAAUAUUUUAAUAAAAAUGUACAUUAUUUAUUUUGGAGACAAAGUGACACAACAGAUUUAGAAAAUAGUAGAAGAUAUAGCGAAAUAGCAAACAAAACUGAUCAUGAUAUUGACAAUGUAUCUCAUAUACCAGUUAUGGUUAAUGAAGUAUUACAUUAUUUGGAGCCAUCUCCAGGAAAAGUUUUUGUGGAUAUGACAUUUGGGGCUGGUGGACAUUCUAAAAGAAUCUUGGAAUCUUCAUCUGACGUCAAAAUAUUUGCCUUGGAUAGAGAUCCUAUUGCACACCAGCAUGCACAAAUUUUGUCAGAGAAAUAUCCUGGACAAGUAAUACCUUUACUGGGUAGAUUUUCUGAAUUGCCACAGCUGCUUUGUAAAUAUAAAGUAAAUGUAAAUAGUAUAGAUGGCUUCUUGUUUGAUUUUGGUUGUUCAUCCAUGCAAUUUGAUGUUGCUGAAAGAGGAUUUUCUGUGUCAAAAAAUGGUCCUUUAGAUAUGAGAAUGGAUGGUUUUAGAUGUCCACAAGAACCUACAGCUGCUGAAGUUCUAGAGCAAGUAACAGAACAUGACUUGGCUAAAAUUUUAAAAAUUUAUGGUAAUGAAAAGAAAGCUAAAAAAAUUGCACGUGCCAUUAUAGAAGCUCGCUAUACUUUUAGGAAUCUAAAAACUACGCAAGAAUUAGCUCAACUUAUUGAUUCUGUAGUUUCUGAAAAGAGAGUUGAUCAACUUGGUAGACAUGCUCAUUGUGCAACAAAAACAUUUCAAGCACUAAGAAUUUUCGUAAAUAAUGAAUUAAAUGAGAUUAACUAUGGUAUUGUUAUGGCUGGAAUAUAUCUAAAACUAAAUGGUCGUUUAAUAACUAUAUCUUUUCAUUCUCUGGAAGACACAAUUGUUAAAAGACACAUGACAGCAAAUAUAACAGAAACUGUAUCUAAUAUAAAAUCAUUAAAAUAUUCAGAUUAUGGCAAAUAUUACAGUUCAUAUGAAAUGGAAGCUUUCAACCGUACACUUUGGAAAAUGUUGCAUAAACAUGUAAUAAUACCUACACCAGAAGAAAUAGAUAAAAAUCCACGUUCGCAUUCUGCAAAAUUUCGAGCUAUUGGUAAAAUAAUUUAAAUCAUUAGACUUUAGAGUUGAGAUUUUGAAUAUAAAUAAAUAUUUCCAUUUUUACUAUUUUUUCCAAUACAAAAGAAUAUUUAUUGUAUCUCUAAAAUAUAGAUACAUUGUAAUAUACAUGUAAAAAAAAAGAAAAAUAAAAAAAAUAAAAAAUUACAACUCAUCAAAAAUAUUGUAAUGAUUAAUACAAUGUUUACUUAUGUGAAAAUAUAUUAGGAGAACAUUUAUAACAUUAGAGACAUAACAUA
Molecule: messenger RNA, 1920 nt
Organism: Frieseomelitta varia
Lineage: Eukaryota; Metazoa; Arthropoda; Insecta; Hymenoptera; Apidae
Product: probable methyltransferase-like protein 15 homolog
Exons: 2
Coding region: 503-1672 (389 amino acids)
Biological process (GO): rRNA base methylation
Molecular function (GO): rRNA (cytosine-N4-)-methyltransferase activity
Source: RefSeq, a predicted model, not a curated record